AUGGUAAAUCCCAGACAAUCUAAUCUGAUCUUGCCUAACCUGAUAUUACAGCGCCUGGCAUUGGUUGAGGGCACAGAAGCACGUGACCUGUGGACCAAGCUCCCCCCCCUCAUCACCAGCAUCUACCUCUUCAAUGUCACGAAUCCAGUCGACGUUCAAAAUGGAGCCAAGCCCAUUGUAGAGGAGAUUGGACCCUAUUGUUACCUGGCAUAUAAGGAAAAAGUGGACCUAGUAGAUGAUGAGGAGGACGACACAGUCUCCUAUACGGCAAAAUCGACCUGGUACAAACUGCCUGCCAGCCCUGAUGACUUCAAGAAGACGGGACCCGUGUGUCACCAGACACUUACUGGAAACGAGAUCAUUGUUCAGCCCAAUGCUUUCCUUAUGGCCAUCCUCCUGAAAGCCCGUAACGACUUCCCUGCCCCUUUGCUGAAUUUCGUAAACGCCGCCCUCCCGGGCAUCUGGGGGCGGCUGACCAACGUCUUCAUGACCGCCACCGCCUCCGAGCUCAUCUUCGACGGCAUCCUCAUCAAUUGCACGUCGACCGUCCUCCUGCCGAGGGUCAUCUGUAUUGCUGUAGAACAGAACUCAAAAGCGCUCGUGACGCUUGCUAAGAACUUGUAUCUCUUCUCGUUUUUCGGAGGUCAAAAUGGAACAUUAAACGAAUACCGUCUGACAGUGAAGAGAGGGAGGAGAGAUCUGCUGGAUGUUGGGAGAAUCACUCAAAUCAACGGGAAUACUGAGCUGCCUUUCUGGAAGGGAGAAUGCAACAAAAUAUACGGAACUGAUUCAACAAUAUUUCCACCGCACAGAAGACGAGACAAUUCCAGUUUCACAGCCUACAUUCCUGAACUUUGCAGAGUUGUGAAAGGUUCCUAUGUUGGGGAUACAAUGGUGAAUGGAAUCAAGGGACAAGAGUAUAUUGUAAGUCUUGGCAAAGGGGGUGAAGACCCCAUGACAAGCUGUUAUUGUUCCAGACCCAAAAAGUGCCCACCUGGAGCUGUGGACAUCACCCCUUGUUUGGGUGCACCACUCACUGCAACCUUCCCACAUUUCUUUGAUGCUCCAGAGUUCCAAAACGAUGUGAUUGGUCUAAAUCCAGACAGAGCCAAACACGCCACCUAUGGCAUAUUACAAGAGGCAAGUGGUGUUCCUCUGCGUGGAAGACGCCGAGUUCAAAUAAGUAUUGAGUUGAAAAAAAUUCCUUACGUCGGAGUCACCAGCAAACUGAAAGGGUACAUGUGUCCACUGCUAUGGAUUGAAGAGGCAUUCGACUUGGAGGGCGACCUUCUCAGCAUGGUGAAGUACCAGCUAGUUCUCGGUCUAACCGCUAUGAGCGCUGUGAAAUGGGGCCUUCUCAUCUUAGGAGCAGGACUCUCGAUUUUCGGAGGCGUCGGAAAAUUCAUGAACGGUCCCAACUGGAAGAAAAUGGGUCGAGAAAACUCCCCUCAAAACCCACCCGAUUUACCGACAGUAGAAGAUGGCAGCAACAAAAGAUACCGGAAUCUCCAAGACCCAAAGAUGGAGCAACAAUCUAGAUCUAUAAUGUUCUACAAAGAAAAGUUUAGGAAAGCAGAUUCCUCUAUCCAAACAGAACCGUUGUUUUUUGCUGUGGAGAACGGGAGAAACCUACAACCUCAGAAAGUUAAUAUUGAGGAUAGACCUACACAUAAAUUCGGACACGACCCUUCACAAACUAUAAUACCGUUGUAUAGUACUGAGGUUGAACCUGAUUAUCAAUCACAACCAAUACUAGACAACAAUCGAAAAGUGAUUAAAUCGAGGAUAGAUAGUCCUGGGAAUGAUGUAGAUCAGAGGUUCCCUCUACUCAAUAUUGUGAAUAACGAUGAGGUAUAUGGAUCUCAAGGUUCAAGACAAUAUAAAUCGGAUGGAAUGAACUACGAAGUCAGGAAUCAGGAGAUUAUGAGAGAAGGAAAACUAUGUAGAUCGAUUGUUGAGGACUACAAUCCCAAAAAUAAAGGAGCUAUGAGAGAGUCUAUGAGAGAAGGAAAAGUAUAUAAAUCGAAUGUUGAGGACUACAAUCCCAAAAAUAAAGGAGCUAUGAGAGAAGUGAGUCGAUAUGAGUCAAAUGAAAAUCAUGGUGGAGUGGAGGAUGAUUCUAAAUUGAAAUCAGAGAUUGCAAAGUUGAAUGCAAGAUUGAACGUGCUUGAGAGGAUGAAAGAGAAUUUGUCUAGAGUUCCAAGAGACCAACCCAGAGAGGACGGAGGAGAUGGGAGGUCGGAAAAGAAGGGUGAUAAAGAUAUAAAAGUAAGUGAGAGAGAUGAUUUUGGAGAAGAAAAUUCAAGACUGGAGAAAGAGGCUGAAGAAUUGGGGAUGGACAAGAGGAUUUUCGUCUCAAAUCAGGGUGGAUUUCUGGAUGGAGCACUGAAAGAUAGGAAUUUGAAACUUGAAGAAGAGGCUAGGAAGUUGAGAGUGGAGCUGAAUGUGUUGAGAGGUUUAAAAAAACGGACAAUUCCCCCUGAAAAACCGUAG
This is a messenger RNA of Nilaparvata lugens (brown planthopper), 2493 nucleotides long. RefSeq names its product sensory neuron membrane protein 1-like. The transcript has 11 exons. Gene Ontology annotation, molecular function: scavenger receptor activity. NCBI's taxonomy places the organism in Eukaryota, Metazoa, Arthropoda, Insecta, Hemiptera, Delphacidae. The record is from RefSeq and is a predicted model, not a curated record. Gene Ontology annotation, cellular component: cytoplasm; membrane. Bases 1 to 2493 code for a protein of 830 amino acids.